AUGGCCAUGCAGGAGAAGUACCCAAGUGAGAGAAUCUCCCAGGCCAAUUCACCAGGUUCCAGUGUGAUUCAGAAGGGUAGUUCCCUGGGGACUGAAUGGCAGACCCCUGUUAUCUCAGAGGCCUUUCGGAGCCGCUUCAGCCGCUGUUCAAGUGUAGCUGACAGUGGGGACACAGCCAUUGGCACAUCAUGCUCAGAUAUUGCAGAGGAUUUUUGCAGUUCAAGUGGCAGCCCUUCUUUCCAGCCCAUCAAAAGCCACGUAACCAUUCCAACAGCCCAUGUGAUGCCUUCUACUUUGGGGACCUCUCCUGCCAAGCCAAAUUCUACACCUGCUGGACCCUCUUCUUCCAAACUUCCUUUGUCAGGGUUGGCUGAAAAUGUAGGGAUGACAAGAAAUGGAGACCUUGGUGCAAUGAAACGUUCUCCAGGUCUGUCUAGAGAUCUGAUGUAUCUCUGUGGUGCUGCUGGAGAAAAUGGAAUUGAACAGUCAUGGUUUCCAGCAGUGGGCCAUGAAAGAGAGAAAGAGGUGAAGAAGUUUGAUAUUCCCAGCAUGGAGUCUACCCUCAAUCAAUCAGUGAUAAUGGAGUCACUUUAUUCAGAUCCCCACUACCGAGUCCACUUCCACAAUCCAAGAGCUGACACAAAGAAGGAGUUGUACAAAGUGUUGCCUGAGGCCAAGAAGGCACCAGGCAGCGGGGCUGUAUAUGAGCGGAAUGGACCACACCCUAGCAGCAGUGGGGUGCUUCCUUUGGGACUCCAGCCUGCUCCUGGGCUCUCAAAACCUCUACCGUCUCAGGUAUGGCUGCCGAGUCCUGACCCUUGGCAUCCCCGUGAGCGAUCCUGUGAACUCAGCACUUGUCGACAGCAGCUGGAGUUGAUUCGUUUACAGAUGGAGCAAAUGCAGCUUCAGAAUGGAGCCAUCUGCCAUCAUCCUGCUGCUUUUGGUCCUUCACUGCCCACCUUGGAGCCAGCACAGUGGAUCAGUAUCUUGAAUAGUAAUGAAAACCUCCUAAAGGAAAAGGAGCUCCUCAUUGACAAGCAGAGAAAACACAUCUCACAGCUGGAACAGAAAGUACGAGAGAGUGAACUGCAAGUCCACAGUGCCCUUUUGGGCCGCCCUGCUCCCUUUGGGGAUGUCUGCUUGCUGAGGCUACAGGAAUUGCAGAGAGAAAACACUUUCUUACGUGCACAGUUUGCUCAGAAGACAGAAGCCCUGAGCAAGGAAAAGAUUGAGCUUGAAAAGAAACUCUCUGCUUCAGAAGUUGAAGUCCAGCUCAUCAGAGAGUCACUCAAAGUGGCAUUGCAGAAGCAUUCGGAGGAGGGGAAGAAACAGGAAGAAAGGGUCAAAGGUCGUGAUAAACACAUCAAUAAUCUGAAAAAGAAAUGUCAGAAGGAAUCAGAGCAGAACCGGGAGAAGCAGCAACGUAUUGAAACUUUGGAGCGUUACCUGGCUGACCUGCCCACCCUGGAAGACCAUCAGAAGCAGAGCCAGCAGCUUAAAGAUUCUGAAUUGAGGAGCACAGAGCUUCAGGAGAGAGUGACUGAGCUGGAGAGUUUGCUGGAGGAGACCCAGGCAGGCUGCAGGGAGAAAGAGGCUCAACUGGAAAGCCUGAGACAGAGAGAAGCCACUAGACAAAGCCUGCAAGAUAAGCAGUGUGUGAAGAAGGCCAGUGGAGAAAGUCCAGCCCAGCAGGGAGAAGGUCUGAAUGUGGAAAUGGAUUCCUGGCGGAAGGAACGUGAUUCCCUCCAAAAGGUUGUAGAGAAGCAGAAGCAGGAAAUGGACCAGUUGCAUUCACAAGUACAGAGCCUAGAACAGGAAGUGGCUCAAGAAGAAGGAACAAGCCAGGCCCUGAGGGAAGAGGCCCAGCGGAGGGAGACGGCUCUGCAGCAGCUGCGCACAGCUGUUAAGGAGCUUUCAGUGCAAAACCAGGACCUGAUUGAGAAGAAUUUGACACUCCAGGAACAUCUCCGUCAAGUCCAGCCAGUGUCUCCACCUUCACCAGACAUGGCCCAGUUGGCACUUGAACUAUACCAGGAGUUGGCCAGUUGUUUUCAAGAUCUACAGGCUGUCUGCAGCAUUGUGACCCAGAGGGCGCAAGGCCACGAUCCCAAUCUCUCCCUGCUCUUGGGCAUUCACUCUACACAGCACCCAGGGACUCAGCUAGACUUGCAGAAGCCGGAUGUGAUCAGAAAGAAGCUAGAGGAGGUUCAGCAGCUGCGCUGUGACAUCGAGGAUUUGAGGACCACCAUGUCAGACAGAUAUGCCCAGGACAUGGGAGAAAAUUGUGUGACACAGUGA
Messenger RNA from Orycteropus afer afer, 2298 nucleotides. It is a transcript of the gene CEP85, whose product is annotated as centrosomal protein 85. The record is from RefSeq and is a predicted model, not a curated record. The transcript is spliced from 13 exons. Gene Ontology annotation, cellular component: centrosome. Bases 1 to 2298 code for a protein of 765 amino acids. Lineage: Eukaryota; Metazoa; Chordata; Mammalia; Tubulidentata; Orycteropodidae.